This is a messenger RNA of Aspergillus mulundensis, 543 nucleotides long. RefSeq lists its product as uncharacterized. The transcript has 2 exons. NCBI's taxonomy places the organism in Eukaryota, Fungi, Ascomycota, Eurotiomycetes, Eurotiales, Aspergillaceae. The coding region runs from base 1 to 543 and encodes 180 amino acids. The record is from RefSeq and is a predicted model, not a curated record.
AUGGCCGACUCGAACCCCCAAUCCCCCAACCCCAAAGAAGAGUCCUCCGACAACGAGUCCCCCAACAACCAACAACAACAACAGCCCGCCCCCGAACAGGACGCCACCCCAGACAACAACAACAACAACCGCCAGCGCGAACAAGAGCCCAACGACUCCGACACAGAAGACAUCCAACGUCCCGAAAUGGAGCCCGAGCAGCAGAAGCCCCAGCGCCGCCGCCGCGGCCAGCCCCGUACGCAGCGCCGUCCCCGACGAGACCAAGGACAGGAGGGAGGCCCACUAGGCGGCCUCGGCGGCGUCGACCAAGCCGGCGACCUGGUCCAGAACACAGCGGGGAAUGCAGUGAACGGGGUUACAGGGAGCGCGGGCAAGGCUGUUGGCGGGUUACUGGGCGGUAAUAAGGGCGAGGAAGAAGAGAGCGGCGGUGGCGGCAAGGGCAGCGACGAGCAGCUGCGACUACGGCUCGAUCUGAAUCUGGACAUUGAGGUCCAGCUCAAGGCCAAGAUCCACGGUGAUUUGACGCUCGGAUUAUUGAAUUAG